Hippocampus comes (tiger tail seahorse) is the source of this 3380-nucleotide messenger RNA. It is a transcript of the gene rassf8a, whose product is annotated as Ras association domain family member 8a. Bases 533 to 1894 code for a protein of 453 amino acids. The record is from RefSeq and is a predicted model, not a curated record. Lineage: Eukaryota; Metazoa; Chordata; Actinopteri; Syngnathiformes; Syngnathidae. The transcript is spliced from 6 exons. Gene Ontology annotation, biological process: signal transduction.
UGAGCUGACUUGAAGGUCAGUACGCGUGGAUGUUCAGGACGCUUCCCGUGACCAGAUGUCCUGGAUGCGGGAGUUGUGGCUCAGGGUGGCCUCUCCCUUUAAACGGUCCACAAUGCCUUGCGGUGCCCCACUUCCAAUGCGAUGUGUGCGCCUGCUAGAGGAGAGAGGAGACAAGCGUAGGGAGAGGGCCUUAUUUUCCCCCCGCAGUUCACUGGCGAGAGAGCAAAACACCAGCACACCUCCGAGUGUACCGAGUCAAACUUUGGGGCAGGGAGCUCGAACGUCCUCGUCGUUUUUUUUCGCCGAAACAAGUCGUUCGGGGGCUAUGGUUUGGAAGGACACAAUUUGCGUUAUCCUUGCCUCUCCGAAUGUUUCAUCUGCAAACUUCACUUCGCAAAAGCAGCAGUGAGCCGAAUCCUCUUUGCGCCAGAAAGAAGCAGCCAGAAAGGCUUCAGCUGCCCUUGCGCAUCUGAUGUCUUCAAGAAUGUCGGAUCCAACAUAUCACAGGAAGUCUCAUCACUUUUGACCCACAAUGGAGCUCAAGGUAUGGGUGGAUGGAGUUCAAAGGGUCGUGUGUGGGGUUACUGAAGCCACAACCUGCCAGGAAGUGGUGAUUGCUCUGGCUCAGGCGAUAGGUCGGACUGGAAGAUACACUCUGGUCGAAAAAUGGCGGGACACAGAGCGUCAUCUAGCCCCUCAUGAGAGCCCAGUUGCCUCUCUUAAUACUUGGGGUCAAUAUGCAGGUGAUGUCCAGCUGAUUUUACUUCGCACAGGCCCUUCCCUGACUGAACGGCCCCCUUCAGAAGGGCCCCCUCUGAGGGGGCCUGAACGCGGCUUUCACCGACAGAGCCUCCCCCCACUCGCAAAGCUUCACCAUCCCAAUGAGCGCUCCCUCUGUCGCCGUGAGCCUCGGCGCAAGUCCCUCACUUUUACAGGAGCGCCCCGAGGUCUAAGGGAGAUACUGAGCGGUGGGCGGACAAGUGAAACUGAAGCUAAAAGGAGACUUCAUCUAGGAAAUGUUGGGACUUACCAUCAUGCAGGAGGAGCCGCUGGGAGUGCAUCCCAGGGCCUGUGGGCAUGUCGCAUGGAGGACCUGGUUCGACUGGUGGGCAUUCAGAGAGAAACGCUUAGUGUGCUGGAGAAGAAACUGGAGGUUUAUGAAGCUGAGCUCAAAGCUUGGGCUGACGUGCGAGCAGGACGAACUCCAGUCUGUAGCGAGGACUCGGGUGGGGGUCUGUUUGAGGAGAUUAUGAGACUGGAGAAGCAUCUGAAGAAAACUGAGGUGGAGAUGGAGGAGGAGGAGUUUUGGACAACUGAGCUACAGAUUGAGCUGGAGAGUGAAAGGCAGCUGGAGGAAAGGCUGGAAGAGCUGCGUGGUCGUCUACAAGGAUGCGAAAAGGAGAUUGAAGAGAAGCUGGCAAUGGUGCAGGGCAUAGAAACUGGAUUGGAGGAGAUGCGUCUGCAGAGAGAGCGUCAGGAGACCGAGUGGCUCAAUGAGGCAGAGGCUCGAGCUCAGGUUCUCCUAGUCAAAGCAGAACUGAAAGCACAAGAGAGACAAGCUGUCCAGAUGGAGAGCAGCUGCAGAAAUGUGGACAGGUCACUGGGACAAAGCAGCAAGCAGCUACAGGACAUGCACCAUGAGCUGGAGCAGCUAACCAAGGAGCUCAGGCAGGUUAACCUGCAGCAGUUCAUCAAGCAAACUGGCACUAAGGUCACAGUACUGCCGGCUGAACCUGCAGAGGAUGAAAGUAGAAGCAGCAAUCGCGUCAUAGAUAUGGUUCCACUAACUGGCUCCCUGAAGCGUCCAGUGUCCCUGCAACCCUUGUCCAGUCAUCUACGAGUCUUAAAAAGCCCCCUCAGCUCCGGCCUGAACCCAGAGGGCAUCUAUGUUUGAGGCUCCACUGCACACCUGUGCUGUUGGGAACUAUAGCACAUUGGCUCAUUUCUCCUCAGAGCGUUUUCAAUUGGAUGUCUUGUACAGGAUACUUCAAUAACACAAAUCGUACAAUAAGGCAAUCUUUUGCUAAGGAAAAACGCUCAACUCUGAUGCGAAGGAUUUGUUGGCACAACCCAUGGUCUUGUGUGAAGCAUACACUGAGAACCAUUUCUAAAUAUGGAUCAGGCUGCAAUGGACGUCUUUUCAAAACACAACCAUGUACUGUCAUUUCAAUCACUCUAGUGACUGCUGAAUGCUUUCGACUGGUUUCAUGCUGGUACUAUAAUUCCAAACAAUGGCCUUUUUAGAAUGAAUGUGAAUCCGUGAAUUAUAUCAAUUUAGUAGUUAUGCAAUGAACAUUUCCUCCGCCUGAUGUCUGAUUGACUUCAAUUAUGACGGAUAUAAGAAACCUAUUAAUUAUAAUUUAGUUUACUAUCACUUGUCAAGACUAUGCAUUAAUAGGUUCCUUUCCUUCAGCUUGUCACUUGAUGCGUUCCCUCUACGAUAAAUGCAGUGCCCUUAUUCCUGCUGUUAUAUCGACUCCAUGAAAUCAAGUCAAUUUCCCUCUGAAAUGUUUUAUUGUUUUUUUUGGGGGGGUGGGGGCGGUGGGUUUUCUGCUUUGUGGCCAAAGAUGAAUAGCUCUGAGCGCAUGAUUGUGAUGUUUUUAUAGCCAUAUACGUGCAGAGAACCAACAGUACAGUGAAUCACUUGUGGCAUGCUAUAGCUCUUUAAUGUACAAUAGGUGUUUAUGUUAGAUUGUAUCUCAGCUGCUAACAACAGCAAAGUGCCUUAAUGUCUUCGUUGGGCAGUGAAUGAUGAUGAAUAUGAAGCUAUCGUGGCGAUAUUGAAGAGAUAAGUCUGUAAUUUGGGCAGAUAGCGUAGUGCCACGUUGCUGCACUGAUAGCAUAGCAACAAGGAAAAUUAUUCUUGUUUAUCGAGAAUGGGUGAGAGUGGAUGUGACUGAAAGUUCUUUUCCACAUUGUGACUGUGUUGUUCCCAUUUGUUGUAAAAUAGUCAGUAUUCCGAUUCAACAGAUUGAAGACAUUCUUUACGCUUUAUUUCGACGGUUACUGUAAUCUUGGUGAUGUUUGCAGUCUUAGCCUCUGUCACUUUGGACAAAUCCCACACGGAACAUUAUAGCCAAUGUAUAACUUACAUUUCUUUUUAAAUAACAUACUUAUUUUUAAAUUGAACUUUUUUAUAUGAAGGGAUCAACUUAUAAAUAAGGGUGGAUUUCCACUUCAAGGAACCUAAUUGUGUGUGUUUCUGUGAUGGAAUGUAGCUGUGAUCACUGUUUACAAUGCUCUUGAGAUUGGCAAGAUGUCAGCUGUACCAACUUUUUUUUUUUUUUUUUAAGUAUUAUUACACCUUGACAGAUAUACAGUUGUAAUGGCUGAUUAGAUGAUAAUCGCAUGAUUCAAUAAAGCCGUAUGAGAGAAGUUAA